AACGUCAAAAUGUCCUUUGGGAAUAUGCAGUAUCAGCAGCAGCAGCAGUUGCAGCUGCCAGAGCAACAACAACAACAUCCGCUGCUGUCAGCCAUUUCCGGAAAUAAUUAUGCUGAAACGCAGCGUGCACAUUACCCUUGGCAUCAGCAGCAGCAGCAGUUCUACCAGCCCGGCCAUUACCAUCAUGGACGUCCAAUGCUGGCGGCAGCAGCGAGCAACCACAAUGGUGCUUAUGCCAGCACAGCCAGCGGACAUUCGGGUUAUGGCGUGGAGCCAUCGGUGGAGUAUGAAGUGCCGCAGACGCCACCCUCGGGCAGCUAUCAUGCCAGUGCGGGCAGCGCGCCCGCAUACGGUCCGCCACAUCCGCCCGCACACCCGCCGCCGCCACCGCCACCGCCAGCAUCCAAGAGCAAGUCAAGCGGCGGCAAAAAGAAAAAGAGCUCCAGCUCUGUGAUGUCUGCAUUAACGCUGCUCUCGUUCUUCUUUUUCGUUAACAUGCUGCAGAAUUGCAUCAAGGAGCACAUCGCCGAUAUUAACCCCACUGUGAUGGUGCUCACUUCGGUUGGCAGUCGCAAUCGCUUCAAUAAAUUAGCUGAAAUGAACUCACGCGAGCAGACCUCAUCGCCCGCCUCGACGAUUGCAUCUCACGAGCAACAAUCGCUGCUCCCAGCACCAGCAGCAGCAGCAGCAGCAGCAACAUCUUGGCCGCAGCUAACAGCGCCCAGUUCCGCCGUAGUGCCUGUCAUUGUUACGCCCGCUGUGACGCUGCAUACGCCAUACAGCAGCGUCCUGGUGACUAAUAAGCCUGCUCUGCAUGCAAAUCCGCAUUCAUAUUCACCGACGAAGCCGCCGCCGCUGCCGCUGCCGCCGCCACAUCAUGAUGUUGAUUAUAAUUACGCUCAUCGCGCACCCUACGCGGGCAGCAGUGCUGCUGCUGCUGCUGAUUUCUAUCCUAAUCGCAGCCACAUUGACCAGUCGUUGACGCGCCCCGACUCUGACUACUAUCAGCAUCAUUAUUAUCGCGAGCGCGACAGAGAGCGAGAGCGAGAGCAAGAGCGCGAGAGGUACUGGCAACAGCAGCAGCAGCAAGCGAAUCAGUACAUGGACAGUGGUUAUGGCCAUGCUUGGUCUUACAGCUCGAAUGGCCAUGCAGCUGCUGCUGCUGCUGGAGCUGGCAACAAACGUUACUCAUCUUCAGCUUCGUUGGGCGCUCAGUCGGGCGUAAGCUCUUACUUGGCAAACGCGCGUUACCGCCAUGCUGAUGCUGAUGAUGAGCAUCAUGUCGAUGAUGAUGAUGAUGAUGCUGACCAACAGGCGCGUCAUGGCUUCCAUACACGCAAUAAUUGA
Drosophila busckii is the source of this 1347-nucleotide messenger RNA. RefSeq lists its product as uncharacterized. Bases 10 to 1347 code for a protein of 445 amino acids. Lineage: Eukaryota; Metazoa; Arthropoda; Insecta; Diptera; Drosophilidae. The transcript is spliced from 3 exons. The record is from RefSeq and is a predicted model, not a curated record.